Molecule: messenger RNA, 300 nt
Organism: Chrysochloris asiatica (Cape golden mole)
Lineage: Eukaryota; Metazoa; Chordata; Mammalia; Afrosoricida; Chrysochloridae
Gene: WFDC12
Product: WAP four-disulfide core domain 12
Exons: 2
Coding region: 1-300 (99 amino acids)
Biological process (GO): innate immune response; antibacterial humoral response
Cellular component (GO): extracellular region
Molecular function (GO): peptidase inhibitor activity
Source: RefSeq, a predicted model, not a curated record
AUGAGGCCCACCAGCUUCUGGGAUUUCAUAGGGUUUCUCAUGUUUGUGACUCUGGUGUCUGGGGAAAGAAUCAAAAAGGAUAAAGAAAAAGCAGGAAUCUGCCCAGUUGACAACAGGUUGUGCUUCAUAUUUGAUUAUCCCCGGUGUCAAAGAGACAAUCAAUGUGAAGGGAAUAAGAAGUGUUGCUUUAUGGAAUGUGGCUUUAGGUGUGUGAUCCCCAAGAAGCAGCUAAAAAAAGGUGAGGAGCCCCUGCACCCCAGGUAUGGUGCUCUCGCUUCCACCGCCGUGUCUACCCCAUGA